Molecule: messenger RNA, 1554 nt
Organism: Aspergillus neoniger CBS 115656
Lineage: Eukaryota; Fungi; Ascomycota; Eurotiomycetes; Eurotiales; Aspergillaceae
Product: serine/threonine protein kinase
Exons: 7
Coding region: 1-1554 (517 amino acids)
Biological process (GO): protein phosphorylation
Molecular function (GO): ATP binding; protein kinase activity; protein binding
Source: RefSeq, a predicted model, not a curated record
AUGUCCUGGUCUCAGGCUCCCGAUGCGGUAGGGGUACUAUCUAGAUGGUAUCCAGAGACCGGCCAAGCAGGUGAGCAGCUGAUCAUCCGGAGCCAUCAGACGGUAUAUGUCGGUAGAGACUCGGAUAGAUGCCAUCUCGUCGUGGAUGCUACGUUUAUUUCUCGUCAACACCUCCGCAUCUACACCGUCCUGUUCGACCAUGAGAACCCUGGAACUAUCUUGCCAUUGGUUUACGCUGAGAAUAUCUCGGUAAAUGGGGCCUUGUGGAAUAUCUACCCCAUGGCAGGCAAGGGUGGGUUUCUCCUCAGUGAUGGCGAUAUACUCCAGCUGCCGAGGAGUAUAUUUCUCAAGUUCAGUUAUCCGAUGCAUAUGCAAGAACGCCUAGGUGUCAUCAUGACAAAAGAGAUUAAAGUGUAUAUGGCCUACAACUCGAUUAGUGGUCAGCAGCUUGCUUGCAAGGUUAUAAACCUUCGACCUCUGAGAGAAAAGAUAUUUAGGGGAUCAUGGACAGGUGAUAAUGAUGACGACAAUGGCGAUACAACUGUCUUGCGAAAAGCCAAACUCUUCAGUGUGAAGUACGGGAAGAAGCUACGAAAGCCUGACCGUGAAGCAAAGCUUAAGAAAAGAUUGGAAGUUUUCGGCCGCGAGGCCCUAAUACUGAAAGAUCUAUGCCAUCCCAACAUUAUCAGCCUCGAAAAAGUGAUACAAACUAAUUUCCAUAUCUAUCUCUUUCAGGAGCUGGUACCUGGUGGAGAUCUGUUCUCUUAUAUCCAGUACAAAGGGGGAAUGCUGACCAACAUGGAGGCUGCAGUCAUAAUCAGGCAGCUGCUGAUGGCUUUGGAUUACUUGCAUGGUCAGGAUAUUGUUCAUCGGGACCUGAAACCAGACAAUAUACUCAUGACAUCCUUGGAGGACGGAUGCAGGGUUGUGCUUUCUGACUUUGGGUGCGCCACCCGGAACCCUGGACGAAUGUCGACAAUGGUUGGCACAUUCGAAUAUAGUGCUCCAGAAGUCAUAAAUCCUAGUCAAGAGGGUUAUACGAAAGCUGCAGACAUGUGGUCGCUAGGUUGCGUAACAGCAGUCUUACUCACAGGUAGUACUUCGUGUGAUGGCUCAAUGGCCACGUACGCGAUUGACUUGGCUAAAAUUGGUGGGUAUGAGAAGUUGGAAGCGAGUCUUACCAGACAGUUUGCGCAUCCUCGAGCAAAGGAUUUCAUUCAACGCCUCCUCAAAAUUGUUGCAGAAGAACGCAUGACUGCCAACCAAGGGUUGCAACAUGCGUGGUUCAGCAAUCCAAUUCAUUCGGCCGAAUUUCGAGAGCUUUACUGUCGAUCAAUCAGAGAUUGGACUCCAUGCUCUCCCCAAGCGCCGAUAAUUGUGGACAUCACCAGCUUGAAUUGCUUCAAUGACCAAACGCUUGCUCGGGAAGCAGCGACACAUGGCCCAACAUCAAACAAGACAAGGAGCCCCAGCUCAUCACUCGAAGGUCUCUCCAGUCACGAGAUUGCUUCUCCCACUUUGUCGGAUCUCAACUUACCUCCACUCACAGUCUGA